AUGAUGUAUACGAUGGGCCGCGGUGGAGCCAGCAGGCUGGGUGUGGCUGCUCUGGCGCUGCGCAAUUUCUCGUCGGCGACUGGCGGAGGAGCAGGCUCCGUCGCUCGGCGAGCUGCCUCGAACGGGAUGGCGAGCGGCGGUGCGCAGGCUCCGAUUGCGGUCGGGGUUUGGAUUAGAGGCAUGGCGACGACCACCGGCGGUGACCGGACCUUCGCGACGAUGACGCUCGGGGAGCAGGAACAGCGGGAAGAGAAGAAGCAGCCGCAGAUGGCAUCCGGCGGCGGCGGCGGGAUGAAUGGCGAUGGAGACGAGGAGAAGGGGAUUGUUAGUUACUGGGACAUACCGACUCGCAAGAUCCGGAAGGAGGAUGGAACUGAGUGGAAGUGGAAUUCCUUCAUGCCAUGGGAGACGUACAAAGCAGACACAUCGAUAGAUCUGAAGAAGCAUCACAAGCCAUCUACCAUGAUUGACAAAAUCGCCUACUGGACUGUCAAGUCCCUCCGUUGGCCGACCGAUUUGUUCUUCCAGAGGAGAUAUGGGUGCCGGGCAAUGAUGCUGGAAACGGUGGCGGCGGUGCCAGGGAUGGUGGGAGGGAUGCUGCUCCACUGCAAGUCACUGAGGAGGUUCGAGCACAGCGGCGGAUGGAUCCGAACCUUGCUCGAAGAGGCGGAGAACGAGCGGAUGCAUCUGAUGACGUUCAUGGAGGUGGCGCAGCCGAAAUGGUACGAGAGAGCACUGGUGAUCGGGGUGCAGGGCGUCUUCUUCAACGCCUACUUCUUGGGAUACGUCAUCUCCCCCAAGUUCGCGCACAGGAUGGUGGGUUACCUGGAAGAGGAGGCCAUUCACUCCUACACUGAGUUCCUCAAGGAGCUGGACAAGGGCAACAUCGAGAACGUCCCUGCUCCGGCCAUCGCCAUUGACUACUGGCGGCUCCCGGCGGGCGCGAGGCUGAGAGAUGUGGUGGAGGUGGUGAGGGCCGAUGAGGCGCAUCACAGGGAUGUGAAUCACCUUGCUUCGGAUAUACAUUACCAGGGGCAUGAGCUGAGGGAGACUCCGGCGCCGCUCGGGUAUCACUGA
This is a messenger RNA of Linum trigynum, 1077 nucleotides long. The record is from the annotation of a GenBank genome assembly. Lineage: Eukaryota; Viridiplantae; Streptophyta; Magnoliopsida; Malpighiales; Linaceae.